Molecule: messenger RNA, 6301 nt
Organism: Lytechinus pictus (painted urchin)
Lineage: Eukaryota; Metazoa; Echinodermata; Echinoidea; Temnopleuroida; Toxopneustidae
Product: tubulin polyglutamylase ttll6-like
Exons: 20
Coding region: 261-3059 (932 amino acids)
Biological process (GO): microtubule cytoskeleton organization; protein polyglutamylation
Cellular component (GO): cilium
Molecular function (GO): tubulin-glutamic acid ligase activity; tubulin binding
Source: RefSeq, a predicted model, not a curated record
GUGUAUAGAAAAGUAGAACCAGCUAUCGAGUAAAUUUCACACAUCUCUCUCUAUUUUCGACGAUUCCCUAUCUGGGAAUUCUACGGAAUUUGGAUCUAUAUCUGAGUGAUUAUUCAGACGUUACUGAGAGAUAGUUAUCUGAAUUUGUAAGACUAAAAGUGAAAUCAUAUUGAGCAUGAUGAAACUUAUGACUUAUGAAAGCAAGUACCAUGUCGUGAGAAGAUAGUUGGAAACAAAGAGAGACAAAUUUGCCAUAGACCAUGGUCUCCGAUACUCAACCGGUGAGCGUGGGGCCGGGGCUCUCUCGGGAUGGGUCAGGUUUUAUAGAAGACAUUGAAGAUGAAGGGGAAGGAUUUGAGGAGGAACUGGAAGGAGAGGGAGACGUCGGAGAUAUUGGGGACAGCGGGGUGGAAGACACGGCGGAAACGCCAGAUGCUUCAUCAUCCAAGACCGAUUCCGUGGUGAAAAAGAAGAGGAGGAGAAAAAAGAAAAUUAUUGGUAUUAACCUCUCGAGCUGCAAAUAUGAGUCAGUUCGAAGAAUGUCCAAGAAGUUUGGGAUGAAAGAAGUCGGGGAGGAUGAAGACUGGACGCUCUACUGGACUGAUUGGACUGUACCGUUGGAGAGGGUCAUGGAGAUGAAGAAAUACCAAAAAGUCAACCACUUUCCUGGAAUGACUGAGAUCUGCCGCAAGGACCUUCUGGCUCGCAACAUGACCCGGUUACUCAAGCUGUUCCCCAAGGAUUAUGCUAUCUUCCCUCGCACCUGGGUGCUCCCCGCAGAUUAUGGUGACUACCAGGCAUUCUGUCGGACUAAGAAGAACAAGACGUACAUCUGUAAACCAGAGAGUGGAUGUCAAGGAAAGGGGAUCUUCAUCACCAAGAACCCUAAAGAUAUCAAACCUGGGGAACACAUGGUCUGCCAACAAUACCUCUCAAAGCCCUUCCUCAUCGAUGGCUACAAGUUUGAUUUCCGAAUCUAUGUCGUGGUGACAUCUUGUGAUCCGUUCAGGAUAUACGUCUAUAAAGAUGGCCUUGUCCGCUUUGCCACCGUGAAGUACACGGAUCCAACCAAUAACAAUGUUGAUGAUGUUUGUAUGCAUCUCACUAACUACGCUAUCAACAAACACAGCUCAGACUUCAUAAGAGACGAUGAAAGUGGUCACAAAAGGAAAAUCACCACAGUCGACCAGUGGUUCAAAAACAACGGCUAUGACAUCGAGAAGAUCUGGAGGGACAUCCAUGACGUGAUCAUCAAGACCCUGAUCACGGCUCACCCGGUCCUCAAGCACAACUACCGCACGUGUUUCCCCAACCACAUCAAGGGCAGUGGGUGCUUUGAGAUCUUGGGCUUUGACAUCAUGCUGGAUAAGAAGCUCAAACCAUGGUUGAUAGAGGUAAAUCAUUCACCCAGCUUCCACACUGAUGCCAAACUCGACAAAGAAGUCAAAGAGGGUCUCCUAUUUGACACCAUGAACAUCAUCAACCUGACUCCGUAUGAUAAGAAGAAGUGUAUGGAGGAAGAGAGGAAAAAGAUAAAAGAGAGGCUCCUGGCACGAUCCAAGCCAAAAGAAUUUAGGAAAGAGGAAUACGAGGACACGUAUGAGAAAGCCGCAGAGGUCCAGCUCAAGUAUGAAGAGAAUCAUAUAGGGGGCUUUACCAGGAUAUACCCCAUGGACGACUCGGACAAGUAUGAGAAGUACUUCCAGCACAGUGGCUCCCUCUUUCAAGAAACCGCUGCGUCCAAAGCAAGAGGGGAGUGUGCAAGGCAACAAAGGGAAGAGAUCCGUGCCAAGCAGGAGAAGCUAGAGAUGAUGUUGAAGAAGAAACCCAGUGAGAGGAAGGACUCAGGAGGACUCAGACCAGAGAGUCCAAACGGCGAUGGCAGGACCAGGCGGAGAGGCAGGCCAACCGUUCCUCGUGUAGCUUUGGGCAAGAAACACUAUUCACGCUCACAUUCUGAUAAUUGCUACGACUACGAGACCAUCGACCUCACCAAGCCUCUUGAUAUCGUGGAAGAAGAGGAGCUGGAGAGGAUCAGUGCUCUUCUCCAAAGAGACAACCUGGUUCGAGGGUUGGGUGUGGUAGAGCAUGUCUACCGCCUGCUGCACUGUACCCCUGGCACAGUAGGUGUUAUGAAAAACGCAGAUAGGCAACCCAACUACUCUGCAUCCUCAAGGAAUUUUUCGAGCCAGGGUCUGAGUUACAGUAAUUCUCUGUCCCAGCUGAUGGGACACACCGACCCUGCAUGGUGUAUACCGAACGUACAACCAUUCAGUGAAAAGACACAGACUGUGAACCAUAACGUCCAAAUGGCCAAGACCCAGCCCCAACCUCCAGGAGGAAUGCCUUGGCCCACCUCGUCAGCUGGCCGCAAUGUUCGCACGUUAAGCCAGCAUGCGGACCAGGCAGGAAUGAUCAACGGCGCUGGCGUGGCCCCCAACCUCGCCGGUCAGCGGCAGCGUUUCCCGUCUCGCAAGGGCUCCCAGCACACGGGCAACAACUUGGUGAUUGCUGAACAGGACUUUCAGAAUCUUUCACUCAUGGACAAUGAGAGUUUGCGUGGGAGACAUGGUAAUAUGAACUCUACAGCGGCUGCAGCCGCUGCCUUGGGGCAGGGAGAUUGGAGAAUAAUGGACGGAGGAUACGCAAGAAGGAUACUCAGUGCAAAUACUGGACAAAGACGAGAAACUGGGACUGUGCAAGUACGGUUGAACACAAGAGGUGGGGGUGGGAGCAACCUCAAUUCCACUACACCUCCUCCAGGCUUAUAUACUACCAACAAUAACUUCCCAAACCUUAAAGUAGGACCCACAGGUGCCAAUACUUCAUCAGGUGCAAUGAUCAAUCUGUCCGUGGUGUCCGGUCCAGCUCCUGUGGUCCAAAGGCCUGACCUAGUGAGUGCAGGAAGUAGCAGAGGCACCGUCAGUAGAGACGCCAUCAGCAGUGCACCAGAUCCACAAAGUCACCCACUAAGAAUCAGCUUAAAAGCCUUUGAUGCUUCAACAGUAAUGCAAGUCAACAAAAUCGCAAAGAAUAAGAGGAGCUUCCAACACACUUAGGCUAAAGCAACUAGAGCUUAGAGAAACCCACGCAGUUGUUUUGAGUUGACGACAUCAUGCAGAUGCUGAGAUCCACGGCAGUGUGGUUUGCUUAUGAAUCUAGUGACAGUGACGUGGUCAUCCAAAUGAGUGUCUUCACACAGACCGACCACCAGUCUUCUGUAGGAUGUGAUCCUGCAUAGAGAUUCACCUGGAAGCAGCACCAUAACUGUCUCAUCGCAAGGUUAUUGUGAUGGUUUAGUAGCAAGCCAUUGAGUAGAGCUUCCUCAAGAUUAGCUUUUGGACGUGCUACAAUAUCCAUUACCAGGUGUCAAACAAAAGAGGCCAAUCACAAGCACUUGGAUGAUUUGGAAAGAAGAGAAAGUCACGGGACUUGCGGCAACCUUGCUUGGAUCUUUUCCUUCACCGUUUGUCCGGUUCAAACUCUGUACGGAAGUGGAAGCAACGGAUAUGUGAAUGCAUCGCUUGCAUCACUGAGCCCUCCACCAUGGAAUGUGACGUUCGUAGCGGCUGGGUGCUGAUUGGUCAAUUGAUCCAAAGAUUUCAUAUGCAUACACUGCAGACCCCCCAAAAAUGUUUCUUUUAGGGGGUGGGCUACAUUUCACAGCCCUAAAAAAGUAAGUAAAGUGGUACAGGAUUAGUUAGCGUUGUGAUGAGGUAUUUCAAGAAACUUGUGGUUAAUCGCUAAUCUAUUUUGUCUCCCCAAAUCAAUCAUAAGUCUUGCAAAUGACUGAAAAUUUGCAAGUGAUUGUGGAUCUGCUUUUGCAACAAGGAGUGUAAACUGAUUAGCAAAAGCUGAAAUUAACCUAUCAAUUUUAAAGUUGAUGCAAAAUUUAUGAUUGAUCGAAAACAUUUCGUGCAACACCCCCUCAGAUUCAUUCCAACACUGAUAAAGAACUAUAACUUUGGUGAAACUAAAUCCCAUUGUUUUGGGGAUUUUAUAGUGUUGAUGUGAGUCGUGGGAGGCUUCUAGGUAGUGUAUACUGCAACCCUUUCUAUAAACUUUAGCUGCAUGUUUCUUGAAGCCAGAGGUAUGGUGAGCUUUGCAGAUGCUGUGUGAUGAUUUAACCAUCCUCUAAUUGUUUUUGCUUUGGUCAAGAUUGAGAAAUCUUGAAUAAUCUCAGUAUUCUUUCAUUCUUGUUAUCAAGUGCACUUUUUCAUACCCUUGUACCUGUGUGAAUGUAUUCAGUAGUUCUGUCCGUCACCUGUUGUUUAUUAACUGAAGAGUGCACCUUAAACCAAUCGUUGGAUUUUGAUGAUAUAAAAGAGCUGAGGUCAUAAAACAACUCUUAGUUUCUCUCCACAUGCAAACUUUUCAAAAACGAGCAGUGUGACUAUUGCACACCCUGCAUCUAUAGUGGUUUAAAUUGGUUAGAAAUAGGUUUUAUUUGACUUCGAGGAAAAGCAUAGCUGUUUGUUACCAAGCAACCAACGGACUGAUAGCAAAAGAUCCUCACAGAGGAACCUUUAACUUAGGAUGAAUGAACUACCAAAGUGCUUAAAUGUAUUGGAUUUGUUCCAAACUUGGGUUACUGGGUUACAUUAUAUAUAUAUUUUUUUUUAAAUUCCCAGUGAAGAAGAAUAAAAGAUUCCUUCCAUAUAGAAAUGUUUUGGUCAUUUUUUCCAUCAUUCUCAAGAAUAUUUAUCCCACCAAAGAUAUUUUCCAUGUACAUACCUUGAUUUUCUUACAGAGAAACAUCGUCUUUCAAUAUAAUUCACUUCCUUACUUCUACAUGCAUGCCACUAUAAAGGGGUGUUGCAAGUAAUUCAGUUGCAGUCUUUUGCAAGUAUCAAUGACAAAUUUGUGACAGACGGAUCAAGUCUUAACUUUACCCAAGUAACCCAAUCAAUACAUACUUUCGGCUACAAGAAGCCAACCAGCAAUCAAGUGCAUAUUUGCAUAGAUUGACUACAUUUCCUGAUUAAUUUUAGGAUUUUAAAUGACAUGCAAUUGAUUGCGAGUUAUUUGCAAUGCCCCACUGACGUAACCAUCUGCCUUUUUUGUAUAACUUGUAUUUUUCAAUUAUAAUUUAAUCCCCAUAGAUGAAAUUAUAGUUCUUUGGUAGCAUUUUUGGAAGCAUUUUUCUUAGUUAUAUCUCUUGACAAGUAUCAUAAGCCUCUAAAUUUCUUGCUUCUGAUCGGCUGAAAGCAAAUUUUUUACUUUUUUUUUAAUAAAAUAUUUUUUAUGUGUUCAGUAGCAGCUAGCAUUCUUUGAGUCACUCUAAAGCCCGGCGGACACUACAGGAUCCAUUGCUGCGUGAUUUUCAAAGAUUUAUUAGCAGCCUUUGAUAUGUACAUUCGAACGAUGAGAAAUCAAAAUUCUGAAUCGUGAUAUGAAUAUUUAAAUCAAAAUCCAUUUUCUGUUUUAUUUCAAUUCUCGCUGUGCAUCGCAUAUUCAGUUGCAAAUUGCAAUGAAGUCAUCAUUAGCUCUGACUUCUUGAACUUCUUGGACUUUACUCAGACCACAGAUUUCUUAGUUUAGUAUACCUGGCAUUAUACCGAACUACUAUUAACAAAAUUAUGUUACUUCUUGCAACUUAGCCUACAUAUUAAAUGCAAAAUGCAGUUUGUUUAGUCACAAUUCUUUAACUAACUAUUACACUAUGAAAGCAGAGAACAAUAGGUUCAGUGAACCAAAUCUAUUCUUCUGUGCUUUUAUAAAUAAAUAUAAUAGUGAGUUAGACUCUAAAGAAAUGUGACUGGUGGUGCAUGGCAGACCUAAACACCCUUAACUUCAAAGCAUUAGACUGAAUCAUGUGUGAAGAUGUAUGAUGUCACAUAUUCAAGUGGAGGGGAGGGGGGGGGGGUGACCCAAAGGAUCCCCUACCCCUCAAAAAAUAGGUCGGUUGCUCAAAUAUAUGCCAGUGGGAUUAACAAUGGGUUUUAGUGAGCCGAAUCUCUAUUCUGUCUUUGACAUUCCGUUAAAUUUUCUAUUGUGGAUCCAAAAGUCUGUUUGGAUGUGUGUCUGUGUCAGGGCUGUUCAUUUACUACAUUUUUUUUUUCUGUAAUGAGUUAGUCGUGAACAAUUUUGAAUGUAUUUACUAUUGUUUGACUUUCUUGUUGGUGCCCAUUAUGAAAGUGAAAGAUUAGAAUUGAUGGUGAAAUCUGUAGUUAUGGGAAAGUUUGUUUUAGUUUAAUUAACCAGUUUAUUUAUUCUUCUUUAAGGUCCAAUGAUUCAAACUUUGUUAAGAUUUUUGCAGUAGUGGAGUGAAUAUCAGGCUAGCUUUUAGCAGCAGAAAGAA